CCUCUGUUACGCUCUUACGCAGGAAUAAAGCUGUUAGCGUGCACGAAAAGGACUUUGGUUGGGAUACCUCACUGUACAGAACCAAGAUGGUUGUCAUUAAGGAUAUGUCUUUCAAAGCUGGCCAGGAGCUGAAGAUCUCUGGCAAAGCCAAAAGUGCUACCUCGUUCUGUUUGGAAGUUGGCCAUAAUGAAGAUAGCAUAGCCAUGCACUUCAACCCACGUUUUGAUGAGCACGGCGAUGUCAACACCAUCGUCUGCAACUCCAAACACGGAGACUGCUGGGACGAGGAGUUCAGGGAAACCUGCUUCCCAUUCCAGCCUGACGAGGAUUUCAAGAUUGUUAUCAGUUUCAAUAACGAAACCUUCUACGUCAAUCUCCCGGAUGGCAACAUGAUGCAUUUCCCUAACCGCUUCGGCGACGACAAGUUCAAGUACCUGUGUUUCAAGGGAGACUGCAAGAUCUACAGCGUCAAAAUCAAAUGAGGCAACCGUCUUGGCUCACCCAUCUCACACCAUCUCAGCAGUGACUCUCCAGUGACUGUGUGAACGUUGUUCUGUCUCUGUCUCAUUGCAGCAUCACCACUAAAAUACGUUGUGACUGAAGUCUGACUUUUAUUAUAUCUGUGAAAUCAUUGACUGUGAAAAAUGUUGGCAUGUGCUCAUGUCUUUGCAACCUAAGUCUUAGCCUUGUUCCACUGCUCAUAACCACUAAUAAAACAUUCACAAGA
This is a messenger RNA of Sardina pilchardus (European sardine), 727 nucleotides long. It is a transcript of the gene lgals2b, whose product is annotated as lectin, galactoside-binding, soluble, 2b. The transcript has 4 exons. The record is from RefSeq and is a predicted model, not a curated record. The coding region runs from base 87 to 482 and encodes 131 amino acids. Gene Ontology annotation, molecular function: carbohydrate binding; laminin binding; galactoside binding. Lineage: Eukaryota; Metazoa; Chordata; Actinopteri; Clupeiformes; Clupeidae.